Messenger RNA from Stylophora pistillata, 3921 nucleotides. RefSeq lists its product as uncharacterized. The record is from RefSeq and is a predicted model, not a curated record. Lineage: Eukaryota; Metazoa; Cnidaria; Anthozoa; Scleractinia; Pocilloporidae. Gene Ontology annotation, biological process: peptidyl-proline hydroxylation to 4-hydroxy-L-proline. Gene Ontology annotation, molecular function: L-ascorbic acid binding; iron ion binding; procollagen-proline 4-dioxygenase activity. Gene Ontology annotation, cellular component: endoplasmic reticulum.
AGAUGGCUGGUUCUGCAAAGAUGUCUUGAGGUUCCUUCGAUAGAACAGCUUUUUCUUUUAGAGUGGUCCAAUUGUGGUUCAAAAGCUCAAACCGAACUUCUCUUUAAAAAUGACGAAAGCUGCUCACAGAAAAGUAGCGAAAAAAGGCCACACAGAGAGGGCCGAACUCAGACAGCCCGCCAAAAAAUAUUCGAAAAAACAUAUUCAGAACCAGGAGGGGAUAUCUCCGAGGUGGAAAAUUGGUCUCAUCAUUAUCUUGCUUUGUUUAUUAAUUGGAGCAAUUGUUGUGUAUUUCAAUCCUUCCUCCAAAACUGGUCCCAAAGGAAAGGUUCCACGAGAAAGGAACGACGAUCAAAAUAAAAAAGUGAAAAAGUCGAAGGAUGACCUAAGUGAGGACAAAAAACAAAAAUCGACAGAAGCUCAUGAAAAUCCUAAUGAGUUCAAAGAUUUCUAGCUUUCUAUUCAAAGUGAACUACAAAUGAAGGAUCUAAAAGAAAUCAAUCAAGGGCUGAAACUCAAGGCACUUACACACAGUAAUUCAAAAAGUAGUGUCCGUGCUUACGUGAUUGAAAAUUUUCUCAGCGAUAUGGAAUGUGACAGGCUCACUAUGGUGCAUGACAAGUAUGUGUCUGAGUUGAACAAGCAGGUACCCAUUAUCUGCUUCGACAGUAUCAAGUCUUUCCGUGAAUACUUAAAAGAAGCAAAGCUCAAAUUUAAGGUUUCUCUGAACGAUUUCACAGAAGGAACAACCUGCAUAAAUGAGACAUUUUCAAAAACAUUACAGCCUCAUUUUAAGUGGAGUUAUAGCACAGCAUUUUAUCCAGGAGAGAGUAAAUUUUCAACAAUAUUUGCAGAGAGAAUAUCAAGGGCUACAGGGUUGAAGCUUGAAAAUGGUGGAAAGUUCCAAAUAACUUCAUAUCCACAGAAUAUUGGUUACAAGAAUCACACUGACUGCAUUGUUGACACUGAUGAGAAACGAGACCGAUUUGCCACCAUACUGGUUUACUUGAAAGAUGUAGAGGAAGGUGGAGAGACAAAAUUCCCCCAACUGGGAAUCAGUGUGAAGCCUCAUAAAGGUCUGGCAUUAAUAUGGAACAGCAUGAACACUCGUGGGGAGUGUGACCCCACCUCGAUACACAAUGCAGCCAAAGUGAUUAAAGGACACAAAUUUAUUAUACAGAGGUGGUACUACUACCAUAAUUUCCCUGCCCUUGGAAAACGACCUCCACAGCCAGCACUGCCGAAGCGUGGAGAUUAUCAGCCCAGAGUGUCUUGCGAUGAGUACAAGCAGGGCAGCUGUCGGUGGUACGAUGAAUGGAAUUAUGAUCACAUUGUUGAUUACACAGCUAAUCUACACAACCUUGUCUGAAUAUUGACAGUCUCGACAAAGUGAAUUUUUUGACAUUUUAAGAAUAAGAUGAAUAUUGUAAGAUCUUACCAUCAAUUAAAAUCAGUCAUUUUAUAAUCCAUUAAAUAUUUUCGCUCAAAUGUGAUUUCUUUAAAUAUGUCAAUGCACUAAAUAUGCCCCUGGUAAAAUUGAAGAAGAGUGUCCAGUGAUAUUGUCUCAGCAAUAUUCUCAAACCCUGCAUCCAUUGGAAAGAAACUUGUCCAGCCUUCAAGAGUUGAUUCAAGAUACUGGGAGAGUGUUUGUUGUUACAAGAUAAUGGACCAACUUAUUUGAUUAGAAAGUUACCAGUAUCUUGAAAAGGUCACAUCUGUUUGGGAUGCCAAGCUGUUUAUGAUCUCAUGUCCCUUGGAUGAUAAGGAUAAUAAACAUGAACAGAGCUCAGAUCGCCUUUUAAUUCAAAAACAGGCAAUUUGAGCCCUUAAAUGUGUAAGGGAACGAUUUAACGACAGUUGUGAAAACUUUUUGAAUUUACAAGGAUUUGUAUGGAAAACCAUGUCAGUAUGACUGGGUGGCACACGUUUUUUUUUCUUAUACGAAUGCUUCUAACUUUCGGCUGCCAUUGUCACUACUUUUGAUAUGGCUGAAAAUUGUCAGGUUACAUAAUUUUAAUGUGCUCUUUCAGCCUGGGCUAACAAAUUUUUUCGAAAGUGAACUGUUUUCGUGUGUACAAAAGUUGAUCACAUGAUCAACUCAGGCAAAGAGCAGAUUGUAAGCUUUGAAACUCUUUAUGGUGGCCAAUUAACAUUAUCAACUCAGUUGAUUAAACCAACUUUACCUCGAGACACAACAUUUCAGAUUUUUGAUGCUGUAGUACCACCAAAUAAGAUAUUGAUCUGAUCUGAUCUGAUCUGUAGAUUUGUCCAGAAAAACAGGCAUUGCCAACAGGAAGAUUAAUGGGACAUUUCAUUUCAUUUCAACUUGGCAAUAUAAUUCUUGACCAUAGGGAUGAGAAUUAAGAAACUUGAGACUAGAAGUAUAAAACAAUGCUCAGACUUUUCUGUUAAAAUUUUUAAUAGUACUGAGUAUGUGGUAGUAGGAAUACAAUAAGUUACACGUGUUUGGCAAAAUGUAUGUCCAAGUAACUGUACUCUCCUAAAAUAUAGAGAGCAUCUAAGAUAUAUGAAGACAUUGAUAAUUAUAUAAUGUUCACUAUAAUUAUCACUUUUUUUUAGAGAUGUUGAAAUCACACCCAAAACUUGGGGCUAGUUUAAAAAAGUCCAAGGAAACCAACCUCAACACAUCUCUCGACAGAAACUGACAAUUCCACAAAAUAAAUAUGAGAAUGUUCCCUGACAGAAAAUUUUAGUUCUUGUUCCAUGUUAUUCAAAGGCAGAUUAUGUCCUUUGGUUACUGGUAACACUGACCUAGCCUGUAGAUCAGUUAGUAGAGGCACAAAACAGGUCUCAGUACACAAACUCUGGAGCAGCCUUCACUGUCCAGUAAAUCUACAACAGAUUUGAUUCUUUUUAAGUGUAAAAAUAUACAAGUAUCAUAUAGUUAUUUCAAUCCAUAAAAUAUUUACAUCAGGAACUGUAGUAUACAUUAAGAAUUAAGUCAAUGAAUGCUGUAUAGGUUUCUUUUUAUAUAAAACUCCUGAACUGUUCAACGCGUUAUCACUGAAAGGUUUGUCUUCAUUAAGUUACACUUAAUAUUAAAUCUAUCAAUAUAAUACACUUUUUCAACAUGAUAACUGAAAACCAUAAUAUACAAUCUUCACACGCUCAAACACCUCUUAACAAUACUGUGGCAAGGGUGAUUGCUCCUUUUUUUUUUUAUACAUAUAAAAUUUGAUUAAGAAAGCUUCAAAAUACCAGCACUACAUCGGACUUGUUAAAAAAAAAAGAGAAACUAGAGAACUUUAACAUGCAAAACAAGUAUAUGGAAAAAACCUCUUGUGUAAACAAUGGCAACAAGUUAGAAAUACACUUUAAAGAGGAAUCUUAAAAAUAUUCAAGCUUAGAAAAUCAAACCAGAGCCAUCAUUUACAUUUUUGUCUCAACACCAAGUCAAAUGCUGCAUCACAAGAAUACCCUUCUCUCCUAAAUAUUGACCAAUAUUUUUCAUACUUUUGUCAGGACUGGUCCAAAACAUUUGAACUAACAAAAAUAUCAAACCAUCCCUUUAUCCUUUCACUCCCAAGAAUAACUAAAAUAAAAUACCUUCUUACACUGUAUCUACAUUUGCAAGCAGGCAGGUGAUGAAAAGUAAGAAAAAAAUAAAAUAGGAGAUUGUAUACCUAAAACCAAACUCUCAGAUUACAAUUUAUAAGAAAUGUGUGAAAGACAUUGCAAAGAAUCAAAAUCAAGACUGAGUGAGGUAGAGGGUUCAAUUGAGACAAAAUAAUGUUUAAAGAUCUUUAGCAUCAGAUGCCUCGAUAAACUGGACCUUACAGACUUCACUACCAUACAACACAACUGAGAACACACACUGAUCUCUGGAAAAGAAACGCCAGCCAUGUAGACAAGCCAUUGUCAUACAGUGGAGAAAAAUAAAAAAAAAUAAAAUAAAAUAAA